Molecule: messenger RNA, 330 nt
Organism: Trypanosoma grayi
Lineage: Eukaryota; Euglenozoa; Kinetoplastea; Trypanosomatida; Trypanosomatidae
Exons: 1
Coding region: 1-330 (109 amino acids)
Source: RefSeq, a predicted model, not a curated record
AUGCAGCCACCGCCUGGCUAUGGGCCGCAGCAGCAGUACCCGCCACAGGGGUACAGCAAUCACAGCGCCCCGCCACCUCCACCAGCAGCGUGGGGCCUCCCGAUGGAGCCACCGCGUCCCGUGCCAGUGCCGGUGGCAUAUGGCCCAGGUGCAGCGCCUGGGAUGAGUGAUCCUGCUGCGCCACCUCCAUUGUACAGCCCGGAUGGGAAUUCCGCGUUUCAGUACGGGAAUGCGUCGUACGAACCACGGAAGGGGAAGGAGUCUUCCGCUGCUGACUGCCCCCCAGCCACUGACGGAGAGGAAAAGGGUGCAAAGAAUUGGCAACCCUAA